Amoebophrya sp. A120 is the source of this 920-nucleotide messenger RNA. Lineage: Eukaryota; Dinophyceae; Syndiniales; Amoebophryaceae. The record is from the annotation of a GenBank genome assembly.
AUGGAUCGCAGUGCAGCCUAUUGCUUACCUUCAGGAAAUCAAAUAAAGGUAGAGGCAGUUCGUGGCCAAAUUCAUUCUGGCUCGCCUUGGCAGCCACUACAGGGCUCAGGAAGCUUGUGCCAGAUUACGUUUUUUCGACUCUCUUCAGUCCUUCGUUGUCGGUUGGGUUAUUCAGUGAGGAUGGGGUGGGUGUGUUUUUAUUGACACAGAAUACCGAUCGAUUAGUGGAGCGAAUAUGAAUUUAUCGAAGUUACGUCGUGCUGGCCAGCUCUCUAAGCUUGGAACUGAGUGCCGCGCAGUUUUUCUCCGCCUGCGAGAAGUAGGCGUGAUGAAAAACAAGCUCAAGUCACUCGAUCUCGAGAACUUUCCCUGCUUGUGUCGUAUAUAAAACGGCGACUGUGGACGGAGGUCUGGGAUCGACAUCGAUGUGGUUGACCGUGGCGGGGAUGCGGAUUGUGUCUCCUAGUUUGCCAAGCUCGCACGCUCGCCAGGUGUAAGGGGACGGGACCCAUCAUGGAAAUGGAUCCCGUCCCCCGCUCGAAAGCCGUUGGUCAAGUGUUAAGUGCAUUUAUAUUUCAAUUUCUGGACAAUGCCAAUGGUUCUUGUGUUUUCGAGCCUUCCGCGGAAAUGCUUAAUCAACGAAGGAUGACAGCGUGCAGAUCAAACAUAUGAUCCACCUUGUUGUAGACUUCCCUGCCUUGCGAAGCGCAAGGAAGUAGGUCUUCACGCGAAUUCGACGAAAUAAGGCAGCAUGCUUCUGGUUCUGCAUCUGCGAGUUGCUGAAAUUAGUAGAACAGCUGACGCCACCUCGUCACGAGAACCAAGAAAAAGGUCAGAGAUCUUCAAAUAGUAGGUGUUUUUGUAGUUUGCUUGUUGUAUUAGGAUACACUUCGCCUGCCAAAUCAAUGACUGCGCUCUCC